Messenger RNA from Heterobilharzia americana, 1283 nucleotides. NCBI's taxonomy places the organism in Eukaryota, Metazoa, Platyhelminthes, Trematoda, Strigeidida, Schistosomatidae. The record is from the annotation of a GenBank genome assembly.
UCGGAGUGAUCUGCCCUUCGCAGUUGGCUUUAAAGCUCACCUGUUAAACAGCGUUACUUGUAAGUGUGACUUCAAGAACAUGGAUGUUCAAAGUUUUCAAACAAAUGCUAAUAACUUUUUCGGACGUGUCAUUCAGAUGGCUGAAGAGGCAUUCAAUACAGCUGAACGAACACCUUUGAAUAUGGAUUUAGACAGACUAAUUAAAGAAAGCGAAAAAAGAAGAAAAUGGGCGGAAAGUCUAGUCGCGCAAACAGAAAACAUGAUUCAGCCAAAUCCAGCUCUACGAGUUGAAGAUCUUAUCCUUAAAGGUAUGGAUCGAAAAAAAUGCGUACAAAUGCCGGUGAACAAUUGGGUGAAAGUAUGAAUGCUAUUGGAGAUCUUCUUGGUGAAAGAACUUCUGGAGGUUCAGCACUUAAGAUAUGUGCAUCAAGUCAAAUAAAAAUUGGCCAAGCUGAACAUAAAUUACAGGAGAAAGUUACUUCAGAAUAUAUCGACUGGUUACGUGAUUAUGUAGCAAAUGAAGCCAAAAUUGCAAAACAAGAGCGAGACAAUUUGGAAACUGCUCGUUUAGAUUUGGAUCGCUUAAAAACAUUGCAAAAACGCGCUAAAAACGAUAAACAGAAAGAGUUGAGUCUACAAGUUGACGAGUCACAGAUGAAAUUCCAGCGUCAAUGUGUUGCUACAAAAAAGAUGUUAGAAGAAAGCAUUGAAAAAUUUGAUUCACAAAAAGAUCAAUUAAAAAAACUUUUGACUGCACAAUUAAGUUAUUUCGAAGCAUGCUCAGAUGCAGUGAGUACAGCAUUACGUGAUUUAUAAGGCUGAAAACAUGAAAAGAUGAUCAAAGAAUACUACAAAUGUGUCUGAUCAAUGAUAUGCAGCUUCAAAAAUUGGAUGAUCAGCUCUCAGUUAUUUGUCUUCAUCCAUAUAUAUAUAUAUGUGCCUUUUUUUCAUCAAAAUUUUUUUGGUUUAAAAUUCCUUUUUAUUAUUUUUUUUUUGAUGUGAAAUUAUUUCUUUGCAAAUGUUUUCUAAAUGUUUUGCUUUUAGAAUAUUUUUACAGUGGAAUUUUAUAUACAUAAAGGUUUCUAAAUAAUAAUAAUAAUAAUAAUAAUAAUAAUAAAGGAACGAUAAAUUUCUUAUCUUACAUUGUCCUUUCACACUGUGAUAUUCUUUUCUCUGUUUACAGGAUAGUGGUAAUAACGAAUUUACAUAAUUUCCACUUGAAGGUUGGUUAUUCCCAUGGAUUAUGUAAUUGUUGGGCAAACAAAUAUAGUGGUUAUGUUAUU